UUCACCGGCUGCCUCGCGCACGGAGAGAUCCUGUACCAGAAGCACACUGGCAAGAUUCUGCUCGUCCGCGGGUACUUCGAGCACAAUCUGCCCUGCAGGGACGCCUUCCUGUCCCGCAUCCCCCCCAUUCCUCUCCAUCCGUCUGUCUUUGAAGUGGCUCUCAAGCAGCUACGCGGCGGAGCCGAGCUGAGCAACAUACAGGAACUGAACCGAAAACUGUUCCGUACGUUUGCAUAUGCCGGCCAGCCACGAGACAUGCGGCAGUCAUCCUAUCGAUGGCUUCUCAGGAAGAGCGACACACGCUCACUCUACCGCCAAUUCAACCGAAUUCGCGGCAUCAACGUUGUACAGCCCGCGCACGUCAACGUGGACGAUUGGCUAGACUCGGCUUCUCCCGCAUACAACGCCGCCUUUGCAGAGGCCGUCUUCCUCUACUCUGCUCGAGCAACGCAAGACGACCGCUUCGAGGUCUGCAUCGCCACCAAAGAGAUGAAAGAGGCAUCAUGGACGUACGCGCACAACUCGCAGAUCAUCCUGGACGGGACGUUCGGCCUCUGCGACAAGAAGCUACUGCUGUUCAUCAUCAUGGGCCUCGAUGCACAGAAGCGAGGGGUUCCUCUCGCUUUCCUUCUCUUCUCAGCGCCAUCCGGCAAUCAGCAGACAUCGUCGGGAUAUAACACUGAGAUACUCACUCGUCUUCUCACCCACUGGCGAACCUCUCUUGGCACCCGGGAUGGCACGUCCUUUGCCCCGCGUGUUGCAAUCACGGACACGGACCUUAAGGAACGCGGGGCGCUUCUCAAGGUCUUCACCAGCUUGUGGUUACUGAUCUGCAAGUUCCACCUCCGGCAGUCCUGGCGCAACAAUCGCGCUCGUGUCCUGAAAGGGAACUCGCCCUACCACAGUGACGUCCGUGCUCGACUCAGACGUCUGGAGCUGUCCCUCAUCGAAACGACUUCGUUUGACGAUGCGCAGCAGCUCGUUGCCACGGAACGUAGCUUGCUGGAGAGCCUUCUGGUCCUGGACGGGCAAGAUGUCGAGUGCAAGGCCGCUGCCUCUGGAGGGGUUGCCCACCUGGAGUACCUCUCCGGCUACUGGCUUUCGCAUGCUCUGUGGUCGAGCUGGUCUGACUAUGGCAGGCAGACCGCUGCUCGACUGCUUGGCUGCCCGGUGGACGGUGUUCUACCGACUACAAAUCACCUGGAAUCCUUCAACGGCGUCUUGAAGCGAAAGCAUAUC
Molecule: messenger RNA, 1239 nt
Organism: Trametes versicolor FP-101664 SS1
Lineage: Eukaryota; Fungi; Basidiomycota; Agaricomycetes; Polyporales; Polyporaceae
Exons: 1
Source: RefSeq, a predicted model, not a curated record